Oikopleura dioica is the source of this 3849-nucleotide messenger RNA. The record is from the annotation of a GenBank genome assembly. NCBI's taxonomy places the organism in Eukaryota, Metazoa, Chordata, Appendicularia, Copelata, Oikopleuridae.
AUGGACGAAUGCUUGGCUCAGAUAGAGAAUUAUACAGACAUAUCGAACGCUUCCUGUAGCGCGUAUCAAGAUUUUUCCCUGGAUUGUUGGUGCCAAGCCAGUCAAGCAAUCGACAGUUGUAGUCCCGAUGGUGGCUUUAUCGACUACCUUGGUGGUGCUUUGUGUACUCUUAUGUGCCGCUCUUCAGAUUUGUAUUGGAUCUAUGUGGUGUAUAUCCUCUGGCUGUUAUGGUGGUGUCUCAGCCUGGCCUUUACAGCCGACACAUUUUUCGUGCCCGUCGUGCAGUGGAUUGCUGCCAUUUUGGGAAUGAAUGAAACGCUAGCGGGGGUGACAAUUGUCGCUCUUGGAAACGCUGGGCCGGACAUCGCCGGCGGUUUCGCCGCAUUUGGCCAAAUCGAUGCAGAAACAAGCCGUAUCGUGUUCAACUCGCUGCUUAGUGGUGGAUUUUUCGUGAUUUCCUUGUUGCCUGCGAUCAUUUGCCUUUGGACGCCGAUGAUUCCUGCUAGAAGGCCGUUUUUGAGGGACAACUUGUUUUACGUCUUGUCUUGCAGUGUCUUCUUUGUCUUCUCGUAUACGGAUGGGAGAAUACAGUGGUACGAAUCGUUGAUUCUUCUUCUCAUCUACUGCGCGUAUGUCGCCACAGUUGUCGGAGGAAACUGGUAUUACCGCAAAAAGUACCCUCACAAAUACAUUCGUGGACCAGACGGCAUGUUUAUUCGGGAAAAGAGCUAUUUUCUCAAAGAUAUUCUUGCCGAAGAAAAAGCCGCCGGACAAUCCAACGAUGCUUUCCAGCCAACGGAUGAUAUUGAUCACAAAGAUUUUUCCUGUCAAGCAUUCGACACCUUAGAUAUUCCACACAGUCAAGAUGGCCCACAGGAGACAAGUUUCCAUACCAUUGACACCAAAUCUGUCAAAUCUGCAAAAUCAACAGUCCGCAUCCGCCUCAACGGAACUAUGGAGCAGCCUGAGCAUUUGACAAGGUCCGGGACAAUCAGAAGUCGUAUCUCCAUUCCAGCGAUUUCGAAGCACCGGAUGAGGUCGCUUACCUCCGCCUCGAUGUAUUCGGACUGUCAAGCUGUCGCUGAAAAGAUGUCCGUUCCGGUCAAAAAUUGGAAAGAUGAAAUCAAGAACUGCUUCAAAUUGAUUGAAAAGGACGACGAUUGGGAGAGUCAAACAUGGAUCAGCAAGACCAUUGCAAUCCUUAUGGUUCCAUUUUAUCUCGGUGGACGUUGGACGAUCCCGCAAUUGCCAAUUAACAAUGAUAAACGACAAGCUGUAUGGAACAAGCCUCUCGCCAUGAUUCAGGCAUUUUUAGUGCCGAUUGUGUUUUGCGUGUUUCUGUAUCAAUAUCGAAUGCCAGCUUUUGGUCCUCUUCCUCGGAUCGCCUUGUCCGUCAUUAUUGGUUUUGCUCUGUCUCUUUUCGUUGGCGUUACUACAGACCUCCAAAAGCCACCAAAGUACUGGUCCGUUUUCCCUUUUGUCGGCUUCGGCACUGGCAUGCUUUGGAUCUACAUCGAGGCUAAUGAGAUUCUCAACAUUCUCACCGCUUUAGGCACGUUCUGGAAUGUGUCUAACGCCGUCAUGGGUCUCACCUUCCUCGGCUGGGCGAACAACGUUGGAGACUUUGUUGCCGAUCUUACGAUUGCUAAGGAAGGUCAAUCUAGAUGUGCAUUUUCUGCCGCUUUUGCGGGACCUCCCCUCUACCUUCUCGCUUCCGUCGGACUCGCCUGCUUCGUAACUUCGGCUGCUAAUGGCUUCGUGGAUAUUCCAAUCAAUAUUCAAAAUGUGGAGAUUGUUCUUUACAUCAGUCGCAUUUGUGAUAUCGCUCCUAACAGGCUUGGAAAUCUUGUGGCCUCCAACUGCGGAGAUGAACAGGAUUCGCUGCCAGGAGGAGAAAAUAUGGUCGUCUGUCCUCCAGGAUCUGAAUUUGUGAAGGAAAUUAAAGGCGAUCCAGGAGACAUUUGUAAUUAUGGAUUGUCCCCAAUCUUUGCCGAAGCUGAUCAAGUGCCCACCGAGAACAAAACUUCUAGGACCACUUCAAGUCGAUGUGUUUGCCAUCAGCCACGCGACUCGGCUAAGGCAGGAUACGUGCUUACCCGUUACAAGGGCUGUAUUCCAAAAGAGGAUUGUUGCGCUGAUAAUAAUGCAGAACUGACGCUCGUGGAAGAAAAUGGACAAAAAAAGUACACGUGCGUUUGUAAAAGAGCUUUUGAAGAAGUUACUUAUCGGAGUCUCUGGGAAGGGAUGGUUACUACAUGUGCAGAAAAAUGUCCUGAAAACGAAGUAUACAGUGGAUGUUUGGCAAAUGAAGCUGACUGCCACAUGAUUGCCAAGCCGAGAAUAUGCAUUGCAGGAUGCGCUUGCAAAGAAGGAUUCAAACGAAUCGGAAAGAAGUGCGUCAAACCGAAAGAAUGUCCAGUUUGUCCCAAAGGCGCGAUUUACAACAGCCCACCAAAUAAGUAUUUUGAAAGAAGCUCUCUUGGACCCGCCUAUUCUCCGGUUAAAGACAAGUACGGAGGAGCCUGCCAAUGCCCCUUUCACCAAACAAGAGGACCUGGCGGUAGUUGUUUGGAUGAACAAGCUGUCUGUGAAAAAUAUGGCGGUUUAUAUGAUGCUUCCAAUAAAAACGCCAGGGUUCCUGGAUUUCAUGUUUCAAAAUGGUGUAAUGACAUUAUCCCCAAAACUCUGAUGCGUACUGCUAAUCGACCCUGCCAAUGUCCCGAAUUUCAUUUGCUAACAGAAUAUUAUGAUAAAGAAGCUGGGCUAAGAGGAGUCAAAUGUGUUCACUUUUCGCAAUGCAAUAAGUUCAGCGAACAAAUUCAGGAAGAAAAAGAGAAUUUCUCGCCUGUGCAUAUUUUCCCGAGCAUGAAGCUGAUCGUUUUCCUUGGUGCUGGAGUCUUGGCUCAAGACCAAACAACUGCAAAUUUUGAUGAAACUACUACUGCGACUACACAGAGUACAAUUCUUGAGUACGAUUACGAUUAUUACAACGGCAACUCAUCGGCUCUACUUGGGCUAGAUGGCCGAUCGCUAUCAUCAAAUAAGGAAGCUCGGAAAAAGCGAAAAGAAGCAAAAGCUCAGAAGAAAGCUAAUAAGAAGAAAAACAAGCUUUCGCAACAAGUAACUCUUAUCUAUGCCGGAACUUAUGCUCCAACUCCUCCGACUAGUACAACAACAAAAGGAUACACAACAACAUCCUCAACAACCACUUCGACCACAAGUACAACUACAACUACCACGACAACUUCAACUACAACAUCCACAACGUCAAUGACGACAACGACAUAUUCACAGUCAACUACGUCUUCCACAACAACAACACCAACAACAACACCAACAACAACAUCAACAGACUAUGAAACAACCACAUCUGCUUACGACAUCAACCCUUACGCUGAUGUCCCUCAAGGAUUCGAGGGAAGCUACAGUAAUAUGGUCAAUGGCUACAGCGCGGGUUACAAUGACGGGACCAAUUAUGGAAACUCGAACUACGGAAACAAUGCUCAAUACGAUAAUGCUGAUGGCAUAAGCUGCUUCCACUGCGAUGCGAAAAAUUAUGACGAGUGUGCGAAAAUUGGGAAGUGGAAGCAGUGCCCCGAAAAUGCUGGUGUUUGCAUGGUUGAGAUGAGAAAGCGUGGUGGAAAGAUUGAAAGCGUUUGUAUGGGAUGCAAGCAAAAACGAGCAUGCCUCGACAACAAGAAGCAAAACUUCAAGGGAAAAUUCUGGCAAUGUCGACCAAAAGCAACCUCGGGCCCGUCUGUCUGUCGACAGUGCUGCAAGGACGGCGAGCAAUGCGAAAACUUCGAUGGUGUCAAUUACAAAGGCUGGAAUGCCAACCUUUUGCAAUGA